Diaporthe batatas is the source of this 189-nucleotide messenger RNA. RefSeq lists its product as uncharacterized. NCBI's taxonomy places the organism in Eukaryota, Fungi, Ascomycota, Sordariomycetes, Diaporthales, Diaporthaceae. The record is from RefSeq and is a predicted model, not a curated record. Bases 1 to 189 code for a protein of 62 amino acids. The transcript is spliced from 3 exons.
AUGGCUCGUGGAAACCAGCGCGACAAGGCCCGCGAGGCCACCCAGAAGAAGCUGGCCGCCCAGAAGUCCAAGAACACCAAGACCGGCAGCGAGAUGCAGCGCGACAAGGAAAAGGUCGCCGCCAUGAUGCGCGAGAAGCAGGCGGCUGCCGACGCCAAGAAGGCCGAAUUGGCCGCCGGAAAGAAAUAG